AUGGUUCGGAGGACCGUCCGUCGGUGUUUGUGCUGGGGGAGCGGCGCGUGUGCCUGACUUGCGGAGACGUGGCUGCGGUGGGGGCGGGGAAGGCCUCUGGCGAGUGGAAACCGACGAGGCGGAGGCGGCGGAGCGCGAGUUGCCCGGUGGUUUGUUUGUGUUGCCUGUAAGUUGCGCGACUCUCUUCUACGUGUCCCUGCAACGCCGCCCUGGGGAGCAGCAGCAAUGCUUGGCCGAAACCUUCACAGGAGAUGAUUGGGGGCGGAGGGCGCCUGUCAUGGUCCCCCAAACCAAAGGGCGGGGUCAGGCUUCCCCUUCAGGGGUGGGGAAGUCUCUCUGUUGGGGUCCCUCCCUGUGAUGGGGCUUUCCCCGUCCCGACCUCUUGAAGCAGCCGUGGGCCUGCCUGUUGAGCAUCCGCGGGAGGGAGGAGCGAGAGCCCCGGUGCGAAAUCCCUGACCCACUUACGGGUUUCCAGGGGCGCUGCGGGUUUUGGAGGUCCCUCUUCUCUCUCCUCCCCCCCACUGACCCACCCACACCGCUCUCCAUUUGAAAGCAGCUCCAUAAAGCGGGUGUUUUCUCAUAAGUGUGGAAAAAGCAACCUCUCGCUCUGUUUGCCAGCUGUAGCCUCAGGUUGAUCUUUUACAGUAUCAACAGAUGCUGCAUUUCCAGUACUUGCUGUCUGCCACUUUUCGGUAACAAUUGUACUUUUUUUUAUAUACUUUUGUUUUGCUUUGUUUUUAAUGGUCCUAAGACAUAGCUCUUAAAAAGUCCUUUUUGAUUCACGUUUAGCUUAGCCUUGCAAAUAAGCGCACGAAAGUUAGAGGCCUGCCUAGAAAAGGAAGGUUUUUUUAGUAGUCUGCUGGGUGUUGCCCAAGGAGGGGCACAGAUCUCUAGCCCUCCUGCAGCAGCAUCUUGUGUUUCUGUGCUAGACACCAGAGGGGAGGAGCUUCCCUGGUUUCUAUCCUAGGUGCAGAGUUCCUCCUCCAACAGCUCCCUCACUCACCCAUAUGGUAUUCAAUGCACUUGCCUAUACUGUAUGUCGUUUCUUGCCACCUGUAUAGCUACCACUAGCUACCAGGCUAUGAGUUUGACCAAACUGCGGGAGGCAGUGGAAGAGAGGAGUGCCUGGCGUGCUCUGGUCCAUGGGGUCACGAAGAGUCGGACACGACUAAACGACUAAACAACAACAAAGCUACCAGGCUAGUGUUUAAGCAGAAGGCUAUUUUAGCUGCCACCCUGAAUAAAGCCAGUUUUUCUCCCUUCAUUUUUAUUAUUGACAACAGUGUUGUAUACAACUGAACACACUGAUGUCAUUCAGUAAUGUUAAACUGUAAUAGAAGGCUGACAGGUCACUUGGGGGGUAAGUGAUAUGACCUGAGAAGAGCAAAUGUUUGGGAAAUGGGCUGUCUGCCCUGUGUCAUGCACAUGGACAGAGAGGAAGAGACAUAUUUGUGGUUCUGCAUAUGUGAAGUGUGUGUGUGUGUGUGUGUGAGAGAGAGAGAGAGGGAGAGGCUAUGGUAUGGUCAUCUUUUAUUUUCCUCCACGAUAUUGGGGAGUGCUCCCCGAUGUUGUUAGCACACACACACACACUGAUGUUGUUUCUGCCUGUCAGUAUUGUGUGAUCUUCACAAUCAGGACCAGCAGGACAUAGCUGACUCUCUAUGACAAGCAUUGUCAUGUUUGAUACAGCAGAGGCUUUCGUGAAGAAAAACGGGAGUGGAGUGACUUGUGUGUAUCAGUCCCUGUCUCCUGAAGACCUCUGCCCCACCAGUCAGCCUUCUGGAACAGGCAGGGGAGAGAGGCACAGGAAUCUUCAGAGCGAAAGAGGCAAAAAAUUGCCUCCUGCCUUCUGUUUAUGGAAGUUUUUGCUGGAUCAAAGAGCCAUUGGUGAAUGGGAGGACACUUCAAGUCUUCAAGUGGUGGUCCCUAUUAGGGCAAGUACAUUUUUAAAAAUGUAGAUGUAGGUAUGAGUAGGGAAAACAUUAAUACACUUCUCUCUGUUCUAUAGAAUACAUCUUGGAAUGCACAACAAUCUUAAGAAAAAUGUUUUGAGUAGCAGCUGUACUAACUGGGCCAUGUAAUUUCAUUAUGUAGAAUUUCACAACUGGACAUAACCUGGAUUUUAGAUCCCCUAUACACUGGGACUAGUAGUGAGCAAUGGUGGGGAGUUGUCAACUGCUAUAUUUUUCUAUGGAAAACACUUUGUUUUCAAAAUGCAUUGUCUCAUAGAAUUAGUAUCAUAAUGAUUGGGUACAAUGCCAAUCAAAUUAGGACACUUAAAAAUGUAAUUAACUCCCACAUUCCCAUGACUGUCCUUGCUAGGGAAACACAUACUAGCAUUAUUUUUUGUAAGGAGUGUAGAUUGACACCAAAAGUAUAUAUGAUCCAAACAUGUUAAAUCACUCCACAACCUAUGUAGGCCACUGGAAAAUAUUCCAGUUAAGUUUAUUCCUGAAAAAAAUGCCAUUUAUCUUGUUAAACUUCUUGUAUGUGUUUUAACAAUAAUUCUUUAUAAAUCUAGGGUAUGCUGUGGUCAUGUCCCAAAAGGAUAAUGAACCCUUGAAUGAAGUUGCUCAUGAACUUGAGGAAAAUGUUCAGAAGACAGAGGAGGCAGAACCCACUGAGACUAAUGGAGGGGAAGCUGAGCUUGUGGCUAUGACACGGAAAAGGCCUGAAGUGAAAAUCUCUGAGCCCAGUAUUGCACAACAGCCACUGGGUCAGAAUGUACAGGUAUCGGUGCUAAACCUGCUAUCAGUAAAUUCUCAUUUACCACAACAAUGUUCACAUUUUAAUAUUAUACAUUCCCUAGCAGGAUUUGGGGGCCAAGAAGAUCCAUUUGAAUGAAAUGUGGAACUGUGAGAUGUGGAUAUCUGUGUUCUACAUUUUUCCUGUGUGCUAAAUAGUCAGGUGCAUCAUUAAUAUUCAUCUUGUUGGAUCUGUUUGAGACAAAAGGAAAACAGGAGUCAGACUUGUGUAACUUAUGAUGGGCUAAGAAGAUGUGCAUGGAUGUAGCAGCGGACAGCACAGUGGCAAAACCCUGUUGUUGAUUUUGCUACCUUACUCAGUCGGAACUGUGACAGUCUGUAAAGGCUGAGACAAACUGAGUGCUUUAAAGAGGAUGGAACCUGUCAAAAGGGAUACAAGCAAUGACCUGCAUUCUCCUCUGCUUAAUUUUCGUUUAAUUAAUUAUUUUUAAAAUUAUUUAAUAAAAAGAUGUAUGGUGGAAUCUAACACUGCUUAAGCGGGUUCCUGCUAGUGCAAUGAGACUUCACCUUUCUCUCCUCCCCAUAUACACCCACAACUGCUCUGGACCCCCUAGAGCUGUGGUUGCUAAUGUGGGGCACAUGCCCUACAGGGGGGCAAUUUUAUUUUUAAGGGGGACAAUUCAAGAAUGACUUGUUAGCAGUUAAUGGCCUUUUAGGCUUCCUCCAUGUGAAUAGGAGUUCACUUUUUGAAUAAUAAGAAUGAUAUGUCAUGGGGGGGGGGCAUCAGGAUUUUAGAGUUGCUUAGGUGGGGCAUGGCCAAAAAAAGGUUGGGAACCACUGCCCUAGAGCAUAUUUUGAGGGCAUGUGCCUUUUACCAGCUUUGUCUGGAUUGGGAUAACUUGGCCGCUGUAGACCAUGCAUUGGUAAGUAGCUAGUGCAGAAUGCAGCAGCUAGACUGCUGAUGGGGGCAGAUGGCCAACAGCAUGUGACACCUCUUUAAAACAUAUAUACUGGAUGCCCAUAUGGCAAGGUUCAAGACUCUUGUGUUGCUAUAAAAAUUCCUGAAUGACUUGGUUUUCCUGUCUGGAAAUGAAUUUUGGUUAAACUGGAUGUUGGCAAUGUCCUUUUGUUUCUUCCCCAGAGUUCCAGUUCCAUGGAAGAGUCGCAGACAGGAUGGGGUUACUGGGGGAGCUGGGGAAAAUCAUUGCUCUCGACUGCUUCUGCUACAGUGGCUACCGUAGGUGAGGCUGCCCGAAACCUAAGCUAUGCAAUCCGAAUCAAAUAAAUUGGGUCUGCUCGAAAUUGCUUUUCUUUUUCUUUUUUGCCUUUAGAAGUUAAAAGUGACAGGUGCAAAAUGUUCUAUAUAGAAAACAACAGAAGAAAAUUAAUUAGUGGCAGUUAAACAUGGUAAAAAUGUAAGCAGCAGCACGGAAGUUGAAGGUUGCAAUGUGUGCUGUCUGUUAAAGAGGAAAAAGAGGGAAAUACUAAGCUACUGGCUUGAUUGGGCAAUUCAUUGUGCUUUUCAAAUGCAGCAUACUGCCUGCAGCAAUUCAUCUUGCUGACUUGGCCUCUGCUUGCUUGGUGAAGUAAUUCAUUUUACCUUUGGACUAAAGUAACAUCUCUUGCUUUCUUUAGGUCACGGAAUCUCAAAUGUCAUUGAAAAAGCAGAGACAUCCCUUGGGAUCCCCAGCCCUACUGAAUUAUCUUCUGAGGCUAAAGAUGUUGGGGAAGGUUGGUUUCUAUUAAAAAUAUAUAAACUAUUUGAAGUUUGCCCCUUGUGGUACUAUGAUGGAUGUUGUUGUUUUAAUGCUAUUACUUCUUGUGCAAGGGAAUCUGUUAUAUAUUUCAAUAGAAGCUGCUAUUUUGCUGUCACUAGUUUACUUACAGGUUGUGAGGCUCUUCAUAAGUAUCAGCUUCCCUUGCCUCCUUUUAUCCAAGACAUACACAAAGGAAUGGGAGCUACAGCCCAUAGCCUAUGUCUUAUCUAGCACUGGCACCUUCUGUAUGGCUGUGGGAGAUGCCUUUGCACGUGAGGAUUCUUUGCUGUAUGGUGUAAAUGACUACUGGUCCCAAUCAAAUCAAAUGCAUAUUUCUCAGCUUAUUGCAUGUGAAACUACUGGCGUAGAUUGGCUGGGAUCCAAAUAAUUGCAUUACUAUUUCCUGCCAACCUAGCAGUUCGAAAGCACAUCAACGUGCAAGUAGAUAAAUAGGUACCACUCCGGCGGGAAGGUAAACGGCAUUUCCAUGCACUGCUCUGGUUUGCCAGAAGCGGCUUAGUCAUGCUGGCCACAUGAUCCGGAAACUGUCUGCGGACAAACGCCGGCUCCCUCGGCCAGUAAAGCGAGAUGAGCGCCGCAACCCCAGAGUCAUCCAUGACUGGACUUAACGGUCAGGGGUCCCUUUACCUUUACUUUUAUUUCCAUGCACUCAAAGGGACUUUGAACUUGUUUGAAAGAGCAGUUCCCCAUGGCAAGCUAUUGAAAAUAAAGGGGACUUUCAAGUUAGCUUGUGAUGAUGACAUAUGUGUCUGCUUUUGGUCGGGAAGGGAGUGUCACGCUACACUGGCCUUGCCCAAAUAUCUCUGCAUCAAGCCCUAGAUACAUUGCAACACUAAGCCAAAGCAUGGCUAAGCAUUGUUAUCUUGGUGUGCAGGUGCCAACAGUAAAAACUGCAACCUGCUUCACUCUUCCUGUGAUCUGCAUGUUGCUGGAGCUGAGCCAUGGUCUGGCUUGCUGGUAUGUCCAAAUCCAGGCUUGUGGUUGGUCUCACUCCAGACAAGCUGUAGCCAAGGUUUGUUCUUGCCUUGGCACUUGUGGUUUGUCUGAAAGACACAAACCAUGACUAUGGAUUUGGAUGUAACGCUAAGCCAAACCGUGUGGGUGUGGGUAUCAAAGCAGACCUUAUUUUUACUGUUAGUACUUGCACACUCAUGCAUUCACAGUAAGCCAUGGUUUGGCUUAGCAUUAUGUGCAACCUGCGUCCUUGCCUAGGAUGAUACUGUUACCAUAACACCGGAUUCCUUCAUUGUAGAAUGUCAAUUGUAAAAGUAGACAUGGAGGCAGAGGGCAGAAUCCAAUAUUUGCAUUAGGGGACUUUCACCUCCUCUCAUCCCCACUGCAGCUUCCUAUGCACACCUCAGUUCUAUUCUUGAGGGUCCCCCAACCCUCUGGAACAGAUUUGGAGCUCAUGGCAAGGACUGUUUGACUCAUGAACUCAAGCUUUGAAUUCAACCCAAAAUAAAAAUAGAACUACUUGGCCGUAUUCAGAAAACGUCAUUUGGGACACAGAAAUAAAGCAAAGAUCUGCCAUUUCUUAAAGACACAUGCUUAUCCAAAUCAGUUUUCAAAUUAUGACCUCAUGGGUCACAAAAUGUUGAACUGCCUUUUAAUCACAAGUGUCGAACACAAGAUUACAGCUCACUUCAGAAUUCCUAGAUUUCUAUCAAGUAGCUGUUUUAUCACUGACCCUGAAGUCAACUAUGGAUUUUGUCACACGAAGAUCAGAUUUGCAACAGGUUUGUGAUAUUAAGCACUACAUCUGUGAUGCUCUACAUCCAUGUUGGCACUACAUCUAUGAUAUUGCAUGAGUUUUAUGUGGCAUUAUCACAAAUAUAUUAAAAAAGAUGCUUGGGACCUUAUUUGCCGCCUCUUUUUCAUAGAAGCAUCAAUUUUAUGCAAUUCAGAGAGAGAGAGAGAUCUUAGAUUUGGUAUACACCUUUAUUUAUUUAAUGAAUCGCUUCCUAUAAAGCAUCUUGCAGAAAUUUCAUAAUACCAUAGAAACAAUUGCAUAUAUUAAAACGGGUAAAACAAUUGCCCAGACAUUUUUACAUUUCUCCCUCCCUUUUUUGUUCUAAACCAGGGUGGAGAACCUUUUUGGCUCUUUGACCAGAUCCUUAUCAAAUUAGACAGGUAGGUGGUGGUAACCACCUGUCAGUCACUUGACAAUCACAUUGAUGUUAGCUGAUUGGGUGCUUUGAAGUAGGGACUUCAAAUCACCAUGCACAGCCCUAGGCAUAAGGAGUGCAAGGGAACUCUUUCACCUGACCUAGCAGCCUUUGGCUCUACUGCUCACCAGCUGAUGGGCAGCAGAAUCAAAGCCUGCUUUCCUUUGCCAAUGGACAAUUGGAUGGUCAAUUAAGGGGCUUGAUUGUGCAUUUGCAGCUGCUGCAUCUCUGCUUGCCCCACACCUGGCACCACAAAUGAAGUCAGGUGUGGAGAGGUGUGCAUGGUUUGGGGGAAAUGGCCUAGUAGGUCAAAUUUAAAUCCCUCACAGGCUAAGUUUGGCCCACACACCACUUAAAUCCUAUUCCCUUCCCCUUGUUUCAGAAAUCCAAAACUCUGAAGAAGGCAAUGAUGGCAAAGAAGAGUCUGAAAAUCCCUCGCCUAUUAGUGGUGCAUUUGGAAUGUUUUCUACCAUCUCUGCUGCUGUUCAGAGCACAGUGAGUGAGACUGCAAGCAAUAUAUCAGUGAAGACCAGCUUAUUUUAUUAUUUUUUAUUGAAUUUAUUUGUUUAUUGGAAGCUUGUCUUUCAUUUUGAAUUCUGAGUAGUGGAAAACUUGAUUCAAGCGGUUGGUUGAUGCUGCGCAAUGGCUCAUUAAAUCAAAUGAUUCUGUAGUGUUGUGUAAUAUGCAUUAUCAUAACUUAUUGGUUGGUAAUUAGUUGCUUGUGACCUGUCUAGCAGCUGUAUAUGUUAAGAAAAAGUUUUUGAUUGGCGUCUGAGUAGAAGAGGGCAUUCUAUCCUUGAGAUGUAAAAUCUGGAAUGUCUUGAUGGCAUUCCUUCAUAAAGGAGAAUUUCCUGCUGCGUGCUUAAGACUUGGGCACCGAUCUCAGUGAAUUCCUUAGUCUAGAAUUGAUGUUUAAUUGGGGUGGAUUGAAAUAUCCUGAAAGUAUACAAGUACAUUAGCAAAAGGUACAUCGCAUGGUGCUUUGUGGUGGUAAGGACCUUUGGCUAAGCAAUAAAGAUUUGGAUUUGUAGUAUUUGGACUUUGCUAGCCAUUAGUGAUGUUGCUGAACUUUGUAACACUUUAUUUCAUUUAGAGACGUGAUGUGUUCCUAACAUGCUGGUAUUCUGAAGUAGCCUAUAUUUCCUCCCCUAAUAGCGUUUUUCCACUACAGUCUGAGCCACAAACCACCCCCCUGCUGGCUCUAGUGAUGGCAGGAGGAAUGUUGCCUUAGCAGCUUUCAAACACAAAGAAGAAAGGGGAAGAGAAACAUCCAUCCCUGUCAUUUCUGCAGCCGGGUAGCUGUUGGGGGGGUGCUUCUCAAGGUUGGCUUGUAAUCUAACCUGAGAAAAGACUGUAAGGUGUUAGGUGGCGGCGGCGGCCUGGUUUGGACUAAUGCAGCACAUAGUAAUUUUCUAGUUUAAUAUCGUCACCUUCCACCUCAAUGUACUAUAUGGAGUUCAUGCUGUAUGUAGUUCAAUGUAAAAAUAGCAGGGGGACCUAUACCUGGUCAAUGCAACCUAACAUGGCUUCUUAAUCAUCUGAGGGUUUUUUUGGAAAGCAUUAUUUGGUCACAUUCACAUCAUACAUUUAAAGCACAUUCAAUGCACAUUUCAAGUGCAUGGGUUCCCCCAAAGCAUUAUGGGAACUGUAGUUUACCACCCACAGAACUGCAAUUCCCAGCACCUUUAACAAGUUACAGCUCCCAAGAUUCUUUGGGGGAAGCCAUGUGCUUCAGAUGUGUGAUGAAUGUGCUUUAAUGUAUGAUGUGGAUGUGACUUUUGAUUUAUUUUCGAUCAAUGUGGAAUAAGCAGACGAAAUGCGUCUCACUGGGUUCGUAAAACAAAAUGAGAAAUAUAGUUUUUGCAAACUUAUCCACUUCUUACAGCAUAUAAUUAUAUGCUUUUGAAAAAUUAUUUGUCAUGUUUAUGGUUGUUCCAGCAUCAAGAUAAAGUGGUGUUAGGCUGUGUUGUUCCUUCUUAUCGCCACCUAUUAUCAUUCUUCCCAAAGACUACUAAAAACCCCACCCUGCACUUUGAACACUUGACUCCCAGUGCUCUCAUCAUGUGAUUUAUAUUUCUGACUUGAGUUUUGAUCUCUGUUCCUUCAAUUUUUUGAAUUUACUGUCAUGCUCUGUGUUUUGUAUACAGUGGUGCCUCGCAAGACGAAAAGAAUCCGUUCCGCGAGUCUCUUCGUCUUGCGAGUUUUUUCAUCUUGCGAAGCAAGCCCAUUAGCGGUUUAGCGGAUUAGCGCUACAGUAUUAGCGGCUUAGCGGGCUUAGCGGACCAGCUGUUAAGCGGCUUAGCGAUCAGCUGUUAAGCGGCUUAACGAUGAGCUGAUAAGCGGCUUAACGAUCAGCUGAUAAGCGGCUUAGCGAUCCGCUGUUAAGCGGCUUAGCCGAUCAGCUGAUAAGCGGUUUAGCGGCUUGGGAAAAAGGGGAAAAGGAAAAAAACCCCGCAGGAACUCGCAAGACAUUUUCGUCUUGCGAAGCAAGCACAUAGGAAAUUCGUUUUGCGAAGCACCUCCAAAACGGAAAACCCUUUCGUCUAGCGGGUUUUCCGUCUUGCGAGGCAUUCGUCUUGCGGGGCACCACUGUAUUUGUAUUUCCAAUGCUCUGUAUUUUGAUGUUUUGAAUGUGUGCUGUAAGCCUCUUUGGGUGCAGCUCAUUGUGGAAAUGCAGCACGUAAGUAAACUCCAUCAAUCAAAGGUUUAUUCUCUUUCUCUUGCUUCCCACCUUACCCUGCCCCACUUUUAGGGGAAGACUGUUAUUAGUGGAAGUUUGGAUGCAUUAGAAUUCAUUGGUAAGAAGACCAUGGAUGUGAUAGCUGAAGGUGACCCUGGUUUUAAGAAAACAAAAGGCCUGAUGAUCAGAAAUUCCACACUUUCUCAGGUAUUGGCUUGCUUCAAGCUUCCACACAGCAACAAAGAGUAGCCUCUUCCUGGAUUCCCUUAAUGGCAAAUGAUCAGUCCCUAGAGCUGUUCACAGCAGAACACCAGAUAUUUCAGGACGAACCUUUCCUUUGUGUGUGUUUCUCUAUACAUGCACCAGCAUUAAUGCUUCAACUUUUCCAUUUGUAGAUCUUGCGAGAGGCAAAGGAAAGAGAAGAACAGCGGACAGCUACUGAGGUUUCCAUGGCUACAGAGAAGAAAGCCCAUUAUGGGCUACUCUUUGAUGAGUUUCAGGGUCUUUCUCAUUUGGAAGCUUUAGAGAUGCUUUCCAGAGAGAGUGAAUCAAAGGUAAUGGCCCUGAGCAAUUUCCUUUUUUUACAGUUGAGGAGGAAUAAAAAUGAAUAUUUCUUUAAACUCUGGCAGAUGAGCCCUUUUAUGGAUUCCACACAAGCAUCAGUAAAUGAAAGCCAGUAAAUGCAGGAAAAACACCUCUCCCUGCCCUCCCCUGCUGUUUCUUUACCCCUUGUGUAGUGUUUUUUAUUAAAAUAAGACCUUUCUCGAUCUUUGUUGCUCCGAAUGACUGAGCCAUUGAUAGUAAAAAUCAAUGGCACUGCGAGGUAGAGCAAGUUUGAUAUUUUUACACACACACCUUCUCUCUCUGCUGUGAGGGAAUAUGCCAAACACAGAGCUCCCCUUCUCAAAGAGUGAAUUGCUUUCCAUAGUCAGCUUGUCAUUAGUGCUGCCACCUUAACUUUUCACACCAAAUAUCAAGCGUUUCUGGCUGGUGGGUUUACGGUUCUCUUUGUGGCUUUCUUUUCUUUUAAAUCAGGUGAAGUCGGUGAUAAGCGCCCUCUCCGGAGAUGAGCUAGAUACUUUGAAGGCUGAACUGGAACAGCUCAAAGAAGCGUUUUCGUUAGCUGAAUUUUAUGAUGAUGAAGAGGAAGAAAAGAAGGGUAAUUACAAGAAUUCCCACUUGCAAAAGUAACAGUAGACUGAAUAGCAAAAGUAAAAUGACUGAAUGGUGAGUUCAGUCAUUCCGUUAUGAGUGUGGUGCAAUAACACAUGAAAGAUGGAAAACUAAGCAUAUGAACCAGUCCAUUAAGUCCUAUCAAUGGUCCAUCUUGCCAUUAUUCUGUUUCUGACAGUGGACAGUUCUCUGGAAGCUUUGCAGGAGAUGCAGAUAACACAGGCUGUUAAUUGACUACUCUGUGCACUUCCAGCUUCUUCAAGUGAAUACCUUUGGCAAGAUUAUCUAUGUCAUCAGGCUCUUGGUUAAUCACUACUGGUAUUCUGACUCACUCACUCUUUCAGUCUGUGAUCCAAAGCUUAAAUGAAGGAUAUUGCAGUUGAUCAGUGGGAUCACGAAAACCGCAGCAGAAGUCUUGUGGACUUGCGCAAGAGAAGCACUGCUAAGCUCCACAGGAUAAUCUCCUUCAUCAUUCCUGACAUAAAAGGGAAGACGACCAUUAUAAUGCAAAUCCUUGAGCAGGAGGCUGUCCCUCUUGGUAGAUUUUAAGGAGACCAAGAUACCGUAUUUUUUGCUCUACAAGACUCACUUUUUCCCUCCUAAAAAGUAAGCGGAAAUGUGUGUGGGUCUUAUGGAGCGAAUGCAGGCUGCGCAGCUAUCCCAGAAGCCAGAACAGCAAGAGGGAUUGCUGCUUUCACUGCGCAGCAAUCCCUCUUGCUGCUCUGGCUUCUGAGAUUCAGAAUAUUUUUUUUCUUCUUGUUUUCCUCCUUGUGGUCUGGUGCGUCUUAUAGAGCGAAAAAUACGGUAUUUGUAAAGCAAAGCUAUUUAUACAAAAGGACAGAAAUGAGUACAAAUGCAAAAUUCAAAUGCAAUUUAGUAAGUUUUAAUGUCGAUGAUUAGAUAUAGCAUUCAGCACCUGUCAUCUCUUGCUUUCAGAGGAGGAAGACUUCACAAAGGAAGUAGGAGAUCUCUUUUCACAAUUACGAGUCUCUACAACGCCAGCCAAACUAACCCAAGUGAGUGAGUGUUUUUUUUGUCAUCUUUUGGCUGUUAGGCACGCCUCACAAACGCUGUUAUAUUGCGUCUUUGACGAGGAAGUGUGUAGCAGCCACAAAAGGCAUCAGGCUUGUUUACACAUUUUUGUCUACUUGAAGAAGCCAUGGUCCGAUCUGAAAAAUACAAAUAUUUAGGUUACAAAAUUGUAAAAAUAAAGAAAAACUAGGUUUGCAAAACAAUAAUUACCACGUGGUUAGGGUAGAUCAACAUGUCAGUGUCCACUUAUCCCCAGUGUAAAUAUGACAUAUCGGCAAGAGUUGGAAAUUGAAAGAUAACUACAGCAUGUACACGGAAAUCAUUUCAGAUUUGAAAUCAGCAUUGAAAGAACAUAUAAGAACAGUUGAAAAAUUUCAUGCAAAAGAAAAUGAAAAAAAAAUUGUUCCCCAGUAUACUGUGUAUCCCAAGGGAAUAAAUUUUUUUGCAUACCUCCAACUGUACAUAGAUAUACAUGUCAUUUUCAAUGCUAUACAUGUCACGUUCAAUGCUAUAUAAGUCACUGAAAUUUAUACUCAUAUUGUACUACUUUGGCUAUGUGUUUAAUAAAAUACUGAAUUCUUGCACUGUGAAAAACAAAGAUUAUGGUGAAAAGUGAAAAACAUGAAUUGCAAAAAAACUAGAGCUUACAGAACAAAACCAACUUCAGAUAUGAAAUCAGCACGUCAAAAUUAGGUUAGAACAACUGCAGGGUGUUAAUGCAACAAAAAUUAUGUUCCCCGUUGCGUAGUUUCAUUCCAGAGGCAGUUGUACUUCCUCCAUGUGCAGCAUGAUCGGGAUGGUCCUGCCUCUCCUUUUGGUGAUGGGCUGGUGUGUUUCUGCUUCCUCUCGGACAGGCAAGGAACUCCGCUCAUGAAUUGACGAAGAGCCUCAGCGCGCGAACUGCAAAACAAGAAACGCCGAACGAAGGAGACCAGCAAGUGGGCUCCGGGGAUGCUGAGCAAGAGGAUAAAAAAUCAGUAGAGGUAAUCAUUUUAACCGAAGGAAUAUUGCACUGUUGUCUAGCUGUCAAUGCGCUUAUAUAAUCUAAGCUCAUAGCUGACAGCAUGAUGCUUCAUGCUUGCAGUUACAAUCUCUGCAUGAAGCCUGCGGGAUGGAAUUGGGUGGGAAAGUAACAUAAUAAUUUAUUUAUUUUUUUAAAGACGAGAGACUGACAUCUUUUUCUAACUUCUGCAGGAAAUUCACGCAUGUGCGAUCAGGAGCCUGGCUGAACUGACAGCUUAUUCUAUCGAAGCGUUCCACAAAACUGCAGCUCUGGUUCUUCACGGGCAGGAGCAAGAGGUGUUAGCCCUAGAUCGGGCCAAAGCUCUUUCACAGUAAGGCUGAUCACUCUUGGCCACUCUGCUGUGUAUAAGAUGAUAAGUAGAAUCCUUCUUGCUGGCUUUGAUACUACUGUUCCAUUUCUCUUGAUUUUGAUAUUAGGGAACUAUUAGGCCAAACUAUACUCAAGAGCUGUAUCCAAAGUAGCUCCACACCACUCAUUCUGUUGAUGCAAAGAUUUUUGCUUGUGUAAUGGAGCUUCCACCCUUUCCUCCUCCCAUGCACUCCUUUAAUCUGUUCCAGAGCAGAUUUGGGGAGUGGAGGAAAGUUCCCUUCUGCAUGCAUAAAUUUUUAUUCCAAUGGAAUAAGUGCAUUGGAUCCUGCCCCUGGUUAUGUGUUGUUUUCCUCUGCAUUUUAAAAAAUCAAAUGCGGCCAUGGAUGCUGCAGUCUGGAGCACAGAACUAGGGGUGGGGAAAACAGGGAGGAGGCAGAUUGCUUCAUACUUCCAUCUAUUUCAUUUGUGAAUCGCUUCUCACAAAGCAUCUAGAAGCGGUAAACAACAAAAACAUACACAAAAAUAAUUUCAAAUCCAAUCAGUAGCAACCUGCGCAAUGGUGUAGAUGGAGUUGUGUUCCUGCUGCAAAGGUGCCGAAGUUCUGACUUGUCUUCCUGCUUGCUUGUGGAGCCAGGAGAUCACACCACUCCUUUGGGGCCAUGUGCUUGUUUUCACUCCACAGGGGACUUUAUACUUAUCUCACCACCCAAAGUGGUGGAUCGAUGAGACAGAAUAGUGAUGUCCAGAUCAGCCCCCCCCCGCCCCAGAGUGUAAGAGUGUGAUGCUGACAGAUUAUUUGAAAAAUCCCUGUUCCCUCCACCAUCUGUCUCUUGAAUACAGGCUUGAAUUAAGCUUGAAGGAGGCUGAUUCUUUCAUAUCUUUUUUCAAAAAGAAUGUUAAUUCAUCAAAUCACUUUUGGUUUUGAAAAGCAGUUAUUGAAAAGCAUUGCAUUCAAGGAGGAAAUUUUCUUUCAAUUUGUGUUUACUGUAUGCUGUUUGUUCUUUCUUAGAAUGACCAUUGUGUUGUGCAAAGAACUAUCGGCUGUAUCUAAAGGCUUCGUGACGUGCUUAACAGCUGCUGGGGUAAGAAGUCAAGUUUAAAGAGUUGUUGGACAAUGGUAUGAUCUUACUUCAGUCAUCUGAAAAGCUGGAUUUCCCUUUGUUUUGCUUUUUUAAAAGAGGAGGCAGCCUAUGGUCUCUUGUGGCUGCAGCAGUCAGUUCUGGACUUUACUUUACUCUCUCUUUAUUAAAAGGUUUUUAAAAAAAAGAAAAGAAGGGGAAAAAUCCAUAGGGUGAUAAUCUAGUUAGUUAUACUCAUAGAGUAGACCAACUAAAAUCAUUGGAUUCAAGUCCAUUAAUUUCAUAAUAUGACUUAGUGAGGUAACAGUAUUUUGCAAACUGUUGUUUAGCAACGUCUGUGGAAAAUGUCCAUUUUGCACUAUGCUUAUUUUAGAGAUAUCUUCUUGGUUUCUAUGCCCCCCCUCCUUUGGCGGCUGACAUUGACUGCAUAUUAUGAACUUCCUAUUCAUAAUUUCUGGUAGCCCCCUCAGUACACUUGGUUCAUACUGACCUUUCUCUCUCUCAAGUAGCGUGAUGCCCCAGUAUUACAGCUGUUGUUUUAAUUUUUGCAAGCUCAUCUGAGAAACUGACUUUACUUUGUAUGUAACAUGUUUUUGAUGUGAAAUACAUCAGAGCUGCAUUUUCAAAUAAUGUGAGAUGGAUUAUCAGCUAAUCUAAUCAGUGUAUCUUUAAAUCAUUUUUAGACUGGAGAUCAGAUAAUAUUCAAGAGGUUUUGUGCUGUGUUUGGUAAUGCAACCUAAAAUAUCCAAUCUUUCCAGGUGGAAGAGAAGGCAGAUGUCCUUAACCCUUUAAUCACUGGAGUGUUUUUGGAGGUCAGUUGCAAUGUACUUGAAAAUUUUAGCUAGUUAAACAAUGUAUAUUUUUACUGGCUAUGACUUUGUCUGAAGUGGGCUGGCUGAUGACUGGAGUGAAGAAAGAAUAAGUUGAGAAAUCUUGUGUGUGUGUGAAUAUUGUCAUAAAGUUACAGCAUCUGGUUCAUAUUAUGUAACUAGUUUCUGAAAUCUCAUUACCGAAAGAGCUAAGUGUGGUGUAAUCUUUCUGUUGUGCUGAUUGGGUGGCAAGUAGAGGAUAAAAUGUUGAGAAAUAUUUCUGACUGCUCAUUUAGACUGUGGAAGGUUAUGCUGUAAAACUUUAAUCUGGAUUUUUGGAACAAAAAUAAUCUUUAAUACUCCCCAAACUCUUAUGGAUUGCAGAUGUAGAAAGUAUAUGAACUAUCUGCUCAAAUGACAGUGGGUGGAGGGUGGGCAUAGCCCUUCAGUGAACGUGGUUUGUAGGCUACCAGAUGGGACAUGGCUAUAUCUCAGCCCUUUCUCCUAGAUGCCUUUUGUUGCAUAAUGUCCCAUUAUUCCAUUGAAGUGGUUGAUUGGGGGAGCAGUGGUUGUGAGAUGCUGAACAAAUGCUAACCUCUAGAAUUAGCAGGCACUCUUUAUGGAAAGGGCCCCCCAGCGUGAUUGCCCUUUUAUGUUCUUCUUUGCAGGCUUCAAACAGUGCCUCUUACAUCCAAGAUGCCUUCCAGCUACUCCUGCCAGUUCUACAGAUUUCUCACAUCAAGGCUCGUACAGAGUUAACACGGCAAUAAAUCAAAUCUCUGCACCUAGAGCAGUGCCCCAGCCGGCAUAAACGGCACCUCCCCGGUUCAGCAAAAUAAUAGGAGCUUGUAACAAAAGACAAACGUUUUGACUGUGUUUCACUGACCAGUAAUAACUUGCUGAAUGGCCAUUAUUUAUCUGCCUAGGCUAGCGAGGAGGAUAAAGUGCAGACAACGUUGCAAGUUCAAAGUAUGGGGCGGCUUUGUCACUGUGUCGGUUAAUGUUUUUCCCCAGAGGUUCCUGGAGAAAGAAUCAUUAAGGUUGCAAUACUGGGCACAGUUACACGGGAGUAAGUUCCAUAGGACACAGUGUGACUUCCUUCCAAGUGAACAAACAUGGGGUUACACUACAAGUAUGAGUGUUUUAAAGAGAUUUCAUUAAAUGCCUGGAUCAGCCCCUUAUCUUCCUAGCCUUGCUUCUUUUAUUAAUGAAACCUUAGAGACAAAUUGGGAAUUCUAAAAAAAUCGCUCUUCAAGUGGCACUGUUUCUUUGAGCUUACUUGUUUGGAUAGAACAGAAACUUAGACCAGAUUUGGUCAAUAUACUUGGAAUGUCUACCUUUUCAGUGAUCGAUGAAAAGUAGCUCAAAGAGAACUAGCUAAUAAAAAGCUAAUAUAGGCUAAAUGUACAUAGUUGGCGGCUGUAUUUUGUUCCUCUUGGCCCUAUCUUAAGUGGCUGAAUGCUCUUGCGCUAUUGUAUUCAGGAGUGUGGGAUCCCUGCCUAGAUGCCUAGGCAAAGGUUUGUUGCUGAUUCAUAUGGACAAGCCCCAAGACUUUCAGGACAGAAUUAUUUUUAUAGAAUUAUUACUUUGCAUUGUUUAUAUCUUGCAUGGCUAUGGGAAGGUUUUCCUCCCCCCCCCCUUGUGCUUGCAGUUUGGGAGGAACACCCUGAAUAUUUUUGUAUUAAACAACCAAGCAACUUGCUAUGAUUUGCCCCACUUAGAGAAUAAAAUGAGUGCUUGACUAGUAAGGGAAAAGGCUUGGGUUGCAUCCAAUUAAGUCUUGCUCAUUGAAAUUAAUGAACUUAAGUUAACAUAUCUAUUAACUUCAAUGGGUCUACUCUGAGUAGGACUAGCAUUGGAUACAGCCGUUUGAAAUGGUAUCAUGGAGUUGUAGAGUUGGAAGGGUCAUCUAGUCCAACCCCCAACUUUUCUCUUAUUUUAAGAGUGAAUUUUUCACCAUCUUUAUCAGGAUUGGUCUAUUGCCAGGGUAGUGAACAUGGUGCCCUCUUGAUGUUGUUGGGUAACAUCCCCAAUAGAGAUGAUGGGAGUUGCAGUCCAACCACAUCUGGAGGGCACCAUGUUGCUUACCCCUGGUUUGUUGUAAUAUUUUUAGUAUCUUUUUCAGCCUUCAAACUGCUCUGAUUUCUAAAUCCUCUGACUACUGGCAUACCCUGUUACUCAGAAAAGCAGCGUUGCAGCAGCACACUCAAAAUGGUGGCUACAUCAGGGCAAACAUCUUUCAGCUUUCAAUAAAUGUUCUAUUGUUUGGGACAGAUUCUUUUUCUACCAAAGAAUCUAUAUUUUAAAUAUGUAUGUUUGUGAAAUCUGCACUAUAUUAUAUAAAGAGAAUAAAUGUUGUUCUGUGAUUCAAUAAAGAGAAAGUUUUCCAUUAAAACCAGGC
This is a messenger RNA of Podarcis lilfordi (Lilford's wall lizard), 17155 nucleotides long. NCBI's taxonomy places the organism in Eukaryota, Metazoa, Chordata, Lepidosauria, Squamata, Lacertidae. The record is from the annotation of a GenBank genome assembly.